AUGCUACUUUUAACGCCAUUAGCAUGGGGGUUUGUAUUAAUUUACGUUAAGGAGAGGGUGGUAUUCCGUGCUUGUCAGCCCGAAAUUUCGAAUCCUACGACUCCAACUCUAUAUGCCGGCACACUCGUCAUCAUCGUUCGUUCAUUCCUCAGUUUACGAGCUAUGUACACAUGUCUUACCGGAGUUACACCUGUUGCUUUGAGCAAUAACAAUUCUUGCAAUCUUGGCUUCUUUUGUCCAGAUAACACGGAUCAGAUUCCGCUUUAG
Messenger RNA from Botrytis fragariae, 267 nucleotides. RefSeq lists its product as uncharacterized. Bases 1 to 267 code for a protein of 88 amino acids. The record is from RefSeq and is a predicted model, not a curated record. The transcript has 4 exons. Lineage: Eukaryota; Fungi; Ascomycota; Leotiomycetes; Helotiales; Sclerotiniaceae.